ACUCAAAGAAGUUCACAAAGCUGUUUCUGCUGAAAGAGCAGGCUCCCCUUCCGCACCGCCCCAAGCUGGAAAGCCCACCUUGAGAAACCAUUUCCUGCACUGUCAUAAUCAAAAACUAAAUCUUGACACCCAGCCGAGGUGUCCUGUAAUUAGAGGUGGUACAAAUCACUCUCUGGUGCCAUUUUGCGUAGUUCUGAUUUUAAUACCUGAUUUUAAUAUCCUGCAGAAAAUAGCUCUGGGUCUCCAAAGUGAUUAUUUGCUCCAGAACAGUCACAUUUAAACUCUUGUCAUCAGACAGUCCCUGUUCUGACAACUCAAGAGCAGAAACAGGUAAAUAUAUAUAUAUGUAUAUAUAUUCAGUGCUGGCAGUUCUCCCAGUGCGUAUGCAUGACAAGCUGGGACACCCAGGAGCAGCGCAGAGCCGUCGGACCACGUUGACAUCGCAGUCAUAGUGAGGCACUGUCACACUUUGUCGCAGUGCCUGGGUGGACCCUCAGCCCCACAGGGCACCUGUGGAACCACUGCAGGUUUGUGAAGGUCGACUGCAGGCACGCUUUCGUCCUAUGCGGACCAGCUAAGAUGCCAAACACUGACAAAGACAAGAAGCUCCUCCAGAAGCUGGGCUUCACGCUGGGGGAGACCUUAGGAGAGGGUGCGUUCUCCACGGUGAGGGCGGCCACCUCCCCCAAGUACACGGUCCCCCUAGCUAUCAAGAUGGUGGACAAGCGAAGGGCCUCUCCAGAAUUUGUGGAGAAGUUUCUGCCCCGGGAGCUCUCCAUCCUGCGUGAGCUGGAUCAUCCCAACAUCGUGCUCAUCUUUGAGAUCUUUGAGCUGACCGACGGCAUGGUCUACAUCGUGAUGGAGUCGGCAGCCUUCGACCUGCAGCAGCGGCUGCAGCAGCUGGGCAAGCUGCCCUGCGUCCCCGACGCCCGGGACAUCUUUGUGCAGGUGGUGGGGGCCGUGCACUGCCUCCACGACCGCAACAUCGUGCAUCGUGACCUCAAGUGUGAGAACACACUGCUCAGUGCUGAUGGCCGCCAGGCCAAGAUUGCUGGCUUUAGCCUCAGCAAGGAAAUGAGCAGCUACCCAGAACUGAGCAGCACCUUCUGCGGAACAGAAGCCUACAUGGCCCCGGAGAUGUGGCUGCAUUACCCCCACGAUGCCAAGAAGUUGGACAUCUGGAGCCUGGGGGUGGUCCUUCUUGCCGUGGUGACUGGCAGCUUGCCCUUCCACGGCUGCCUCUGCAACACCAUCCAGCAUCAGAAGGAUGGGGUCCAGCACCUGAGGGGGGUGUCCGCGCUGCCGGAGCCCUGCCAGGCCCUCCUUGUCCAGCUGCUGCAGUUCUUACCAUCCUCCCGGCCCAGCGUGGCGCAGGUGGCCAGCAACAGCUGGCUGAAGGGGGAUAUCUAAGGGGAAUCCUCCCCAGAGAAUGUGCCAGGACAGCCAGCUUUUGGUGCAAUAAAUGCUGUUGAAGAAAAGCUCUUGAGCAGUUUGACUAGCAGGGCGUGGGUGGGAUUGAACUUCAAGUGCUGGCAAGACUUGGUCAAGAACUUGGUCAAACCCCUUCACAAAGCAGAUGAAUAAACCUGCCAUCGGUUAGGCUUCAGGCUCUGGUCGCUGUAUUGAGUGAGGGGUUAGAGCACACCACGGAGCUGCUCGCAUAGCAGUGGCUGUCUGAGCAAAUAAGGGGGCCAGGCCCAAGCUCUCCCACUGAUCCAGCUUUGGUAGCCACCGGCCUGUACUGAGCUUUAGAUCACACCGGAAUACUCAAAAACAAACAAACAAACAAAAACCCUCACAGCAGAAUGUUUACAAGCAAUCCAACAGCAUUACCGACCCAGAAGUUCUGGGGUGGCUUUCAGAUCCAUGCCUUAACUUCAACCACGUCUUGCAGGCAUGGAAUAAUGACAGCAUUCAAAGUCUCUGCCCAGAGGUACCGGAUGAGAAAGAAACAUCCUGGCCACAGAGGCAAUCAGCCUAGCAA
Molecule: messenger RNA, 1984 nt
Organism: Tympanuchus pallidicinctus (lesser prairie-chicken)
Lineage: Eukaryota; Metazoa; Chordata; Aves; Galliformes; Phasianidae
Product: testis-specific serine/threonine-protein kinase 6-like
Exons: 1
Coding region: 580-1410 (276 amino acids)
Biological process (GO): intracellular signal transduction; protein phosphorylation; microtubule cytoskeleton organization
Cellular component (GO): cytoplasm
Molecular function (GO): tau-protein kinase activity; ATP binding; protein serine/threonine kinase activity
Source: RefSeq, a predicted model, not a curated record